Labrus mixtus (cuckoo wrasse) is the source of this 3827-nucleotide messenger RNA. Its product is annotated as myosin heavy chain, fast skeletal muscle-like. Bases 3 to 3749 code for a protein of 1248 amino acids. NCBI's taxonomy places the organism in Eukaryota, Metazoa, Chordata, Actinopteri, Labriformes, Labridae. The record is from RefSeq and is a predicted model, not a curated record. Gene Ontology annotation, cellular component: myosin complex. Gene Ontology annotation, molecular function: protein binding; ATP binding; cytoskeletal motor activity. The transcript is spliced from 23 exons.
UGAUGGAGAACUUCCUGGUCAUCCACCAACUCAGGUGUAACGGUGUACUGGAGGGUAUCAGAAUCUGCAGGAAAGGUUUCCCCAGCAGAAUCCUCUAUGCUGACUUCAAGCAGAGAUACAAGGUACUGAAUGCCAGUGUCAUCCCUGAGGGCCAGUUCAUUGAUAACAAGAAGGCUUCAGAGAAGCUGCUUGGAUCAAUUGAUGUUCCUCAUGACGAGUAUAAAUUUGGAUACACCAAGGUGUUCUUCAAGGCUGGUCUCCUGGGUCUCCUUGAGGAGAUGAGAGAUGAAAAGCUGGCAUCUCUGGUCACCAUGACUCAGGCUCUCUGCCGUGGUUACGUCAUGAGAAAGGAGUUUGUGAAGAUGACAGAGAGGAGGGAAGCCAUCUAUUCCAUCCAGUACAACAUCCGCUCAUUCAUGAAUGUCAAACACUGGCCAUGGAUGAAAGUGUACUACAAGAUCAAGCCUCUGCUCAAGAGCGCUGAAACUGAGAAGGAGCUGCAGCAGAUGAAGGAGAACUAUGACAAGAUGAAGACAGAUCUGGCCACUGCCCUAGCCAAGAAAAAGGAGCUGGAGGAGAAGUUUGUGUCCCUUCUGCAGGAGAAGAAUGAUCUGCAGCUGCAAGUCGCAUCUGAAUCAGAGAAUCUGUCAGAUGCCGAGGAGAGAUGUGAGGGUCUUAUCAAGAGCAAAAUUCAGAUGGAGGCCAAAUGCAAAGAGAUCACUGAGAGGCUGGAGGAUGAAGAGGAAAUCAAUGCUGAGCUCGCUGCCAAGAAGAGAAAACUGGAGGAUGAAUGUUCUGAGCUCAAGAAGGAUAUUGAUGAUCUGGAGCUUACCUUGGCCAAAGUGGAGAAGGAGAAACACGCCACUGAGAACAAGGUGAAGAACCUGACUGAGGAAAUGGCCUCUCAGGAUGAGAGCAUUGCCAAGCUGACCAAGGAAAAGAAAGCCCUUCAGGAAUCUCACCAACAGACUCUUGAUGAUCUGCAGGCUGAGGAAGACAAGGUCAACACUCUGACCAAGGCCAAGACCAAGCUUGAGCAACAAGUGGAUGAUCUUGAGGGUUCUCUGGAGCAAGAGAAGAAGCUGCGUAUGGACCUUGAGAGAUCCAAGAGGAAGCUUGAGGGUGAUCUGAAACUGGCCCAGGAAUCCAUAAUGGAUCUUGAGAAUGACAAGCAGCAGUCUGAUGAGAAAAUUAAAAAGAAGGACUUUGAAGUCAGCCAGCUCCUUUGCAAGAUUGAGGAUGAGCAGUCAAUGGGUGCUCAGCUUCAGAAGAAAAUCAAGGAGCUUCAGGCUCGUAUUGAGGAACUGGAGGAGGAGAUUGAGGCUGAGCGUGCAGCUCGUGCCAAGGUUGAGAAGCAGAGAGCUGACCUCUCCAGGGAACUUGAGGAGAUCAGUGAGAGGCUGGAGGAGGCCGGUGGAGCCACUGCUGCCCAGAUUGAGAUGAACAAGAAACGUGAAGCAGAGUUCCAGAAGCUCCGUCGUGAUCUUGAGGAGUCCACUCUGCAGCAUGAAGCCACUGCUGCUGCUCUUUGCAAGAAGCAGGCUGACAGCGUUGCUGAGCUGGGAGAGCAGAUUGACAACCUCCAGCGUGUCAAGCAGAAGCUUGAGAAGGAAAAGAGUGAAUACAAGAUGGAGAUUGAUGACCUCUCCAGCAACAUGGAGGCUGCUGCUAAAGCAAAGGGAAAUCUUGAAAAGAUGUGCCGUACUCUUGAGGAACAAUACAGUGAACUGAAGACCAAGAAUGAUGAAAAUGUCCGUCAAAACAAUGACAUAAGUGCGCAGAAAGCACGUCUCCUGACAGAAAAUGGUGAGUUCAGUCGUCAAAUUGAAGAGAAAGAAGCUCUCGUCUCCCAGCUGACCAGAGGCAAACAGGCCUUCACUCAGCAGAUUGAAGAGCUGAAGAGACAGAUUGAAGAGGAGGUUAAGGCCAAGAAUCCGCAUGGAAUGCAAUCAGCCCGCCAUGACUGUGAUCUGCUGAGGGAGCAGUUUGAGGAGGAGCAGGAGGCAAAGGCUGAGCUGCAGCGUGGAAUGUCCAAGGCCAAUAGUGAAGUGGCUCAGUGGAGAACCAAGUAUGAAACUGAUGCCAUCCAGCGCACUGAGGAGCUUGAGGAAUCCAAGAAAAAGCUUGCCCAGCGCCUCCAGGAGGCUGAGGAGCAGAUUGAGGCUGUCAAUUCCAAGUGUGCUUCUCUGGAGAAGACCAAACAGAGGCUCCAGAGUGAGGUGGAGGACCUCAUGAUUGAUGUGGAGAGAGCUAAUGGCCUGGCUGCCAACUUGGACAAGAAGCAGAGAAACUUUGACAAGGUGUUGGCAGAGUGGAAACAGAAGUAUGAGGAGGGUCAGGCAGAGCUUGAGGGAGCUCAGAAGGAGGCUCGUUCUCUCAGCACUGAGCUGUUCAAGAUGAAGAACUCAUAUGAGGAAGCUCUGGAUCAGCUGGAGACCAUGAAGCGUGAAAACAAGAACCUGCAACAGGAGAUCUCAGAUCUCACUGAACAGAUUGGUGAGACUGGCAAGAGCAUCCAUGAGCUGGAGAAGUCCAAGAAGCAGGUGGAGACUGAGAAGUCUGAGAUCCAGACAGCUCUUGAAGAGGCUGAGGGAACUUUGGAACAUGAAGAGUCCAAAAUCCUGCGUGUCCAGCUUGAGCUCAACCAGAUUAAGGGUGAGGUAGACAGGAAGCUGGCUGAGAAGGACGAGGAGAUGGAGCAGAUCAAGAGGAAUAGCCAGAGGGUGAUUGACUCCAUGCAGAGCAAUCUGGACUCUGAGGUCAGGAGCAGGAAUGAUGCCCUGAGAAUCAAGAAGAAGAUGGAGGGAGACCUGAAUGAGAUGGAGAUUCAGCGGAUCCACGCCAAUCGCCGGGCUGCUGUGUCCCAGAAGCAUCUGAGGAAUGUGCAAAGAUUGUCAGAUGCACAACUGCACCUUGACGACGCUGUCAGAGCUCAGGAAGACCUCAAGGAACAGGCUGCUAUGGUAGAUCGCAGGAACGGUCUCAUGGUUGCUGAAAUUGAGGAACUAAGAGCUGCUCUGGAACAGACUGAGAGAAGUCACAAAACUGCUGAGCAGGAGCUGGUGGACGCAAGUGAGCGUGUUGGACUUCUGCACUCUCAGAAUAUAAGCCUUAUGAACACCAAGAAGAAGCUUGAGUCUGAGCUGGUCCAGGUCCAGAGUGAAGUCGAUGACACAGUUCAGGAAGCAAGGAAUGCAGAGGAGAAGGCCAAGAAGGCCAUCACAGAUGCUGCUAUGAUGGUUGAGGAGCUGAAGAAGGAGCAGGAUACCAGUGCUCACCUGGAGAGGAUGAAGAAGAACCUUGAGGUUGCUGUCAAGGUUCUGCAGCACCGCCUGGACGAGGCUGAGAAUCUGGCCAUGAAGGGUGGCAAGAAGCAGCUCCAGAAACUUGAGUCUAGGGUUCGUGAGCUGGAGGCAGAGGUUGAGGUUGAGCAGAGACGUGGAGCUGAUGCUGUUAAGGGCGUUCGCAAAUAUGAGAGGAGGGUGAAGGAACUGACCUACCAGACUGAAGAGGACAAGAAAAAUGUUAACAGGCUGCAGGAUCUGGUUGACAAGUUGCACCUCAAGGUGAAGGCCUACAAGAGGCAGUCUGAGGAAGCGGAGGAGCAGGCCAAUGUUCAUCUGUCCAAGUGCAGGAAGAUCCAGCAUGAGCUGGAGGAAGCUGAGGAGCGUGCUGACAUUGCAGAGACCCAGGUUAACAAGCUGAGAGCUAAGAGCCGUGACUCUGGCAAGGCAAAAGAGGCUGAGUAAAGCGCUCCAGCGGAUGGGCUGUUUCUAAUCAUAUAAUAUGAUGUGAAAUGUACCAUAAUAAAAUAUUCUCUGAUCUUU